Molecule: messenger RNA, 2735 nt
Organism: Dama dama (fallow deer)
Lineage: Eukaryota; Metazoa; Chordata; Mammalia; Artiodactyla; Cervidae
Product: cytochrome c oxidase assembly factor 4 homolog, mitochondrial
Exons: 2
Coding region: 169-423 (84 amino acids)
Biological process (GO): mitochondrial respiratory chain complex IV assembly
Cellular component (GO): mitochondrial intermembrane space
Source: RefSeq, a predicted model, not a curated record
UCUCUUUCUCUUCCCGCCCCUUUGCGCGCGCGCUCCCUGCAGGAAGCUGGUUCCUGACCGGAGGUUUACCGGGUAACUCGGUAGAGUUACAACUGCCUGCAAAACCGACGCCGCUGUGCAGCAGCGCGCGUUCGAGUCCUCCUGUCUGCCUGUUCGAGACUCUGGAAGAUGUCAGCCCAAGGCCAUGCCUGGUCCCGACAGGUGAAGAAGGAGGAUGAAGAAGAGGACCCGCUGGACCAGCUCAUCUCCCGCUCAGGCUGUGCUGCUUCCCACUAUGCAGUGCAGGAGUGCAUGGCCCAGCACCAGGACUGGAGGCAGUGCCAGCCACAGGUGCAGGCCUUCCGGGACUGCAUGAGUGCACAGCAGGCAAGGCGGCGGGAGGAGCUGCAGAGGCUGAAGGAGCAAAGCAGCGCCCACCGCUGAGACCCCAAGCCACCUAUCCCCAGAGGAUGGCCCUGCAGAAACCAGCACCCAGACAGAUCAUGGGAGAAAGGAAUCCUGAACAGUGGAAGUGUGGGCCAAGAACUGUAAGACUUGGGGAUAGUAUUUGGGCCUGGGGCCAGAGCCAAGCAGCCAUGGGUUUGGACAUGAGCUGUCAUAUUGAGAUCCCACACAUCCUCACCCAUAUUGUGUCACCAAUAUUAAAUAUUGACCAGUAUUUGCCAUGUAAAACAGAGUGGGGUUAAGGGAUGCUCUCCUAUGCUACAUCUCGGGUCAGUGUGCCAAGUACUGUGCUGAUUACAUGGACAUUUAAUUUCAAAGUAGAUUCACAAUCUAAAGGUAAAUUGGUUACCCUUAAUCAUUUCUUCAUUUAUUCGGUCAUAGGUUCCAAAGCAGCCAGGUUUAUGAGACCUCAUGUGCCAGACACUGUGUAGGAAACGUAUGUGAUGCAAAUAUAUCUCUCUUCAUAUUGCUUUCAUCUGGUUUGAGAGAGAAACAAAACACUAGAACAACUAAUUUCUGAUAAUGAUACAAAUGACUUUAUCUUUCAUCAGCUGUUCUGGAUAUUUCAGUCUAAUGAAAGGAAGAAGGCAAAUGGGAAAACAAAUACUAAGUUCCUCUCAUAUGUCAGACUCUGUUGUAUUAACAGAUACAGAGUCUGAUUUGAACAUGCUCCCAACCAAAGAAAUACAUAAUGUUGAUUUGAUGUUUAAAAAGUAAUUUAACAUAACAUACAGAUUUUCAGUUUUUGAAAAGUUUGGAGAAUCUGUCAACAUGGAGCUUAUAUUCCUACUUUAACAGCAAUUUGCUGGAGCUGAAUGAAUGAUUCUUCUUUUAGGUGGAUGUGUACUGCAGCUCACAACAGUUGCCAUUGCUUUCCAUUUUUCUUCCAUAGAAGUGCAUUACCCAUUCUAUUAUUUUGUCUCUGACAUUUGGGAGUGGGAAGGGAGUUGAGAGGGUGACCAUUGCUAUAGAACUGGAAUGCAAAGGGACAUAUGCUCUCAUCAUCAUCAAAAACAUUUCUUGAGCAUAUAUAUAUAUAUUAGAAGCACAAAUCUGAAAUAGAAUAGGCCCUAAAACUACUUUGAGCCUUUCUGUUGGUCUUUGGGAAGGAGAAAAAGAGAAAAGAGGAGAAGUUAAGAGGGAUUCAAGUUCAAAGAACCAUAAAAUCUUAUUUCAAGCAGAAAGAGGUGACUGUAUGUGUGUAAAAGGAUGAAUGAAAUCUGUUGGGGCAUGUGUGCUGUGCUGUGCUGUGGGUCAUCAGAGGUAGCAGUGUGAACUACAUCUGUCAGCAAGAAUCUCAAAGAGAAGAGAGUUAGUUGACACUGUUAAAGACGAAGUAAACAUUACAUAAUUGUAUAUAUAUACAGAAAGGAUUACAAUCUGCAACAAAUAAAAAGUACCUAGAGGGAUUUCCCUGGUGGUCCAGUGGUUAAGACACCACGAUUCCAUUGCAGGGGCACAGAUUCGAUCCCUGGUCAGGGAACUAAGAUGCUGCAUGCCACUUGGGACAGCCAAAACAAACAAACAAAAAAUUGUACUUAGAAAUCAGUAAGAAAAAGCAAAUAGCCCAACUGAAAAGUGAACAAAGCUAACUAUGCCCCCAAAAUAUAGAAAAAUGUAAAUAUAUUCUACAUCACUUAUAAUCAGAGAAAUACAAAUUUUAAAAACAAAAGUACCAUUAGGUCAUCCUGUUGACAAAAAUUAAAAGUAUAAUCACCAAUAUUCUUGAGGAUGGAGAGAGACACAUUCACACUAUUGUAGGGAUCAUAAAUUAGUCAAGUUUUUUCAGGGCAAUUUGGUGAGAUCUGCAAAUAUUUUAAAUAUUUAAAAGCAAUUCCUCUUUUAGGGAUCCUCUUAAACAUCUUAUAAAAUGUGUACACUAUUAUUUUCAUUGCAGCAUGUGUUUAAUAGUGAAUAAAUGGUCACAGUAUGAAGUUCCAUCAGUGAGGACUAUUUGCUUAUACAAACACUACAAAAGAAACAUACCUAUUUAUUAAUUUGUAUAAUUAAAAUAGAAAUAAUAGGUCAUGGGGGGCAGGGAAUUCUAACAGAGAGAAAGAGAGAACCUUCUCAGCAGGAGGAAUGGCUUUCACACCAGCUAAGUGGAUGGAACAGGUUUGGAAGGAUUCCAGUCUAACACAGAACCAACACUGGAAGGGUCACAGAAUGUGUUUGGGCAAAGAGGCCUCUAUCGACACCCAAAACUGUUUCCUUAAGUAUAAUAAAUGGGGAUAAUUCCUAUUUAAUAGGCACACUAGGAGAAUUAAAUGAAGGGGAAUAUGUAAAUACCU